CCAGCACCAUACUUUGACAUUGACCUACCCUACGUAACGACAUAUCGAUAACCCGCAAUUACGUACACUGGUUCCGUGUUGGGCAAAGACUUCCCAACCAUAUACGGACCCAUCAUGUCCUACCCCCAGGCAGUAAGUGUACACGUAGGUGACUCUCAAUUAUCGACGUUUUUGUUUAGUGCGCGCCAACUCGAGUCUAUUUCUCACGUUGGUUUGCCGUCGUCUGUCAUUGGGCCCCUUGGCCCCUCGCGACAAUCUUCGAUCGACAGACCCAACGAGGCGUCCCUUGGGACCGUCGCGUGAGUCCACCUCGCUCAAAGCCUCCAGGAAUAAACGUAUGGCUGGGCUAGUAUAGCCGAAGCCAAUCGCACCUCAUCAUCAAAAGCCUUGAAUGCUCGGUAGAAGCAGAGUUUACAUACCUCCGCGUGGCAAAAGUACAGUAGCGCCAACUCUGUCGACUGCGCAACAGGCAACUUUAUUUGUACGUCAUGGUGGAUAAC
Exserohilum turcica Et28A is the source of this 500-nucleotide messenger RNA. RefSeq lists its product as uncharacterized. The transcript has a single exon. The record is from RefSeq and is a predicted model, not a curated record. NCBI's taxonomy places the organism in Eukaryota, Fungi, Ascomycota, Dothideomycetes, Pleosporales, Pleosporaceae. The coding region runs from base 115 to 303 and encodes 62 amino acids.